Hydra vulgaris (swiftwater hydra) is the source of this 1803-nucleotide messenger RNA. RefSeq lists its product as uncharacterized. The record is from RefSeq and is a predicted model, not a curated record. NCBI's taxonomy places the organism in Eukaryota, Metazoa, Cnidaria, Hydrozoa, Anthoathecata, Hydridae.
UUGGUUAAUGUAAAUUAAAUAAUAAAAAUGGCGAUACUUGAAAUACCAAUAGAAAUGCUAAAGAAAUCCAAGAAAAGAAAAAGUAAGGAAAGAUUGCGUGAAAUUAUAAAGUAACAAAGAUUAUCAUCGCAUAAAACAGGGCUUGGAUGUAACUGUAUAAGGCUGAAAUAUUUUCAUAAUGUUAAAGAAGAAGAUAGAAAAGUGUUAAUAAGAUAUUUUAACUCUCUAGCCAGCAAGGAUGCUCAAGAUUCGUAUCUUGCAAGUUUAAUAACUUUAAAUAACGUUUCAAGAAGAAGACCACGAAACAUUAAUUCAAAAGGUUAUAAUAGCAGUUACACAUAUAAACUUUUUAUUACAAAUCACGAGAUAUUUGCGAGUUCGUUUGUUUAUGUUUGUUUUUCUGCGUUUAUUUCAAUCUUUGGCAUAAAGAAGGGAAGAUUAGAGACCAUUAAAAGAAGCCUUUUAACUACAGGUCACUCUCCCCAUGAUAAAAGAGGUAAACACAAGAAUCAGUAUAACAAUUUUACUCCUCAACUAAAAAAUAAAAUAUGUGAUCACAUUUCUUCUUUCAGAGGUAGAGAGUCCCACUACUCUCAAAAAAAAACUAGGCGACUAUAUCUUCCUCAAGAAUUAAAUAUAACCAAGAUGUAUGACUUGUUUAAAAUCAAGUAUGCAAAUGAUAAAUUGUCAUAUGAAUCUUAUCGCAACAUAUUUAACACUAGUUUUAACAUUUCUUUUGGGUACCCUAGGACUGACACAUGUUCAAAAUGUGAUGAGUUUAAAAUUAAAAUUGAUGCAAUAAAAAUUGAACUAUCUUUUAAUUCAGAAUGUACAAAGCUUGAACAACAAUUGCAUGAGCUUGAGUUACUGAAAAAACAGCACCAAAAAGAUGCAGAAACAUUUUAUGUCAGGAAAAUAAAUGCUCGGUUUAAAGCACAAAGGGAGUACAAAUUUGAGGCAAUUGCUUUUGAUUUCCAAAAAAAUCUUAACUUACCAAAUCAAUCAACCAACGACUUUUACUACAAACGAAAAUUAGCAUUUUAUUCAUUUAAUAUUCACGUGCUCUCCAGUAAUAAAGUUUAUUUGUAUUGUUAUGAUGAAACUAUAGCUAAAAAAGGGGCUGAUGAGGUAACUUCGAUGUUAUAUGAUUUUUUUAUAAAACAUUUAGACAAAGAAAUUCGAUCUGUAGAGCUAUUUUGUGAUUCAUGUGGUGGCCAAAACAAAAACUAUACAUUAAUUCGUUUUAUGGAUUUUCUUGUACAUGAAAAAAAAAGGUUUGACUAUAUUAAAGUUACAUUUCCAGAACGUGGUCAUUCUUUUAUGGAAUGUGAUAAAGAUAUGGGAUUAAUUAAUUGCAAAACACCCAUACCCAAAUGCUCGUAAAAACCCCACUCCGUUUCAUGUUAUAGAAUUAACAUAAGGUAUGGUUAAAAGUAUAACUGAUUUUAUAAGACCAUUUUAUAAGAAUAAAUGUCCAAUUCCAACACGUCCUCUUCGUGAAAUUUGUUUCAGAGGAGACUCAAGUGGCAUUGUAUUUCAUCGUGAUUCGUGGAAUGGGUUAUUGUUGAAAACUAAUUUAAAAAAUAAUAGGAAGAACACUAUAAAUAGUGAGAUCCCCAUUCUGUAUAAUGCAAAAUUUUGCAUCUCUGUGGCAAAGUACAGAGGUUUACAAGUAUUAAAAAGGUUUACAUCGAAUGCUCAGUUUUACGAUUCUUUGCCAUACAAUCAGGAGGUUAUUGAGACAUUUCAUGAAAUUAUUGAUUCUGAAAAUGAAGAGUAAAUAGACUUCUUUUUUGAUUUAAA